AUUGCAUGUGAAUGGUAAUAAAUGCUCUUUGAAGAAGGAAGCACAGCUUCAUUGGACCUUCAGAGGCUUGUCUUGUAAGAUGAUAGACUUAAAUGCCGGAAGGCUGGAGCCUCCUGUUUUCAUUCCAGAGAAAAACAAGCAAUUUCUUUUGGAAAAUGGUGAGCCAUCUAUUAUUGAAAGCAUCCACUUAGACUGGGACAAUUACUUCAGCCAAAAGGCACAGAAUCAGCUGUAG
This is a messenger RNA of Dovyalis caffra, 235 nucleotides long. The record is from the annotation of a GenBank genome assembly. Lineage: Eukaryota; Viridiplantae; Streptophyta; Magnoliopsida; Malpighiales; Salicaceae.